AUAAACUUUGCAAGCUCAUCGUCCCGGGGAACCAGCAAUAACAGUAGUUGUAUGUUUGCUCAUUUGAUCCCAAAAAAAGCAAACUUCAAGGAGAAAGGAGCCAAAAAAAGUGUUCUUUUUCGACACCCAGAUUUCAGGUUCAGAAUAUGAUAAUUGAAGAAAUGGGUUACCGUUUAAAUUUAUUUUGGAAUCUCAUAUCUAGUUAUUGUUGGUUUGAAAGGAAAGUUCUUAUUGUUGAGGUUGUGGUGAUUGUAUUAUAGUUGAGGUGUGAAUUUUGGAUUGUUGAUGUGCUUUUAUAGUGAUUGUGGGACUUGGAACGGUAAUUAGGAACCUCAACAAGAGGAUUGGUGCUGUUGAUAGGAAUUCCUGAAAUGUAUAGGCCUGUGGCUACUUCAGAUUCAGCCACGCCGCGGGGUGGAUCGGCUAAUGACAGUGGGGACUCGGUUGUGACUUUAGAUCAAGUUCCAAGGUGGAUUGAUGCUGAGCUUUCCAUAGGUUAUGACAAUGGAGAUUCCUCAUUUUCUACUUCAAGCUUCCCUGAUCCCUUGACAUUCAACUCGGGAACGGAGGGCGGCAGUGGUUGUUCAGUGUCAAGGUUUCCUGUCAACCAUGAAAUUAAUUCGAGGAUAUAUUUGUGGAGGGGGAACCCCUGGAACCUUGAAGUGGAUGCUGUGGUAAAUUCAACAAAUGAGAUCUUGGAUGAAGCACACAGCAGCCCUGGGCUGCAUGCUGCAGCUGGACCUGGUCUUGCAGAAGAAUGUGCAACUUUGGGUGGAUGUCGAACUGGGAUGGCUAAAAUUACCAAUGCCUAUGAUCUUCCUGCAAGGAAAGUUAUCCAUACUGUUGGCCCAAAGUAUGCCAUGAAGUACCAUACUGCUGCAGAGAAUGCGUUGAGUCAUUGCUAUCGUUCCUGCCUGGAACUUCUGAUUGAAAAUGGGCUUAGAAGCAUAGCUAUGGGCUGUAUAUAUACAGAGGGAAAGAACUAUCCCCGUGAGCCAGCUGCACAUGUAGCUAUAAGAACUGUACGGCGGUUUCUUGAGAAGCAGAAAGACAAUAUAACAGCUGUUGUCUUUUGCACUACUAGUACAACUGAUACUGAGAUAUAUAAAAGAUUGCUUCCACUCUACUUUCCUCGGGAUAAGCAUGAGGAGGAGAUGGCUUUGUCAAAACUUCCUGCAGAUGUUGGGGAUGAGAAUGGUGAGACCGUCAUAGAUGAACGUAAAAUCAGAAUAAAGCCUUUGCCUAAAAACAAUGAUUUGAAACCUCCUAAAGCUUCAGUUGAUCUUCCUGUUAGUGAUGUUGGCUUGCUUCGCAGGACUUCAUCAUAUUUAGAUUCUUUUCUGGAUCCUGCCUUCAUGUCUUUGAUUAAAGACCCUGAUGAAAGACGUCUGGAGCAGUGGGAGAAAACUGUUCAAGCACAAAGAGGCUGGAAUUUUGCUAAAUUGCUUGGAUUGGGUGACUUAGGUGCACCUCCACUGUCUGCAGCCGAAGAAUAUUCUCUGCACUCUAGAUAUCUUUCUAAAGCAAAAUCCUUAAACCUGUCUGAAAUUGCCGAAAUGAGAAUUGUCUAUCGUGGAGGUGUAGACAGUGAGGGUCGUCCUGUCAUGGUUGUUGUGGGGGCUCACUUUUUGCUCAGAUGUCUUGAUCUGGAGCGAUUUGUGCUUUAUGUGGUGAAGGAGUUCGAGCCUAUAAUACAGAAACCUUAUACUAUUGUCUACUUCCACUCUGCUGCGUCUCUGCAGACGCAACCAGACCUAGGUUGGAUGAGAAGAUUACAACAAAUACUUGGACGCAAGCACCAGCACAACCUGCAUGCAAUAUAUGUCCUUCACCCAACUAUGGGACUAAAAUUUACUGUAUUCGCACUUCAGUUGCUUGUGGACAAUGUGGUUUGGAAGAAAGUGGUAUAUGUUGAUAGACUACUGCAGCUCUUCAGAUAUGUACCUCGUGAACAGUUGACCAUCCCAGAUUUCGUCUUUCAGCAUGACUUAGAAGUGAAUGGAGGAAAGGGUCUCAUUGUGGAUCCCAGAACAAAAUAUGUUUAUCACAGACCAUGAGCCUUUCAUCUGCAAUUCUUUUAUUAGUUGAUAUAAGAGCAUUACUUGCUGUAGUUUCGUCUUUAUUUGCCUUGUCCAUUAUAUAUGUUUGUGUAUGGAAGAAUUCAUUUUUCAUUUUUGGAAUUUUUGAAGCAUUGUUAAGUUUUCUCUGUAAGUAAAAUAAUAUUAUAUUUUUUUUUCUCUGUAAUCUCCUAAGUAAGUUCUGAAUAUAAUUCAAGGUGAUUUUAAUUU
This is a messenger RNA of Abrus precatorius (Indian licorice), 2288 nucleotides long. RefSeq names its product protein GDAP2 homolog. The coding region runs from base 372 to 2057 and encodes 561 amino acids. The record is from RefSeq and is a predicted model, not a curated record. The transcript is spliced from 15 exons. NCBI's taxonomy places the organism in Eukaryota, Viridiplantae, Streptophyta, Magnoliopsida, Fabales, Fabaceae.